Molecule: messenger RNA, 1620 nt
Organism: Adineta ricciae
Lineage: Eukaryota; Metazoa; Rotifera; Eurotatoria; Adinetida; Adinetidae
Source: the annotation of a GenBank genome assembly
AUGCAGAGUGGCAAUCCGAAUGAAAAUAUGAAUCAAUCGAGUAUAGAACUUUUAGAUUUACCUGAUGAAAUUUUACUUAUGAUUCUAAGAAAAUUGAACAAUGUUCAUGUUCUUUACACAUUAUUAAAUAUUAAUAGUCGACGAUUAAACAUUUUGGCACAAGAAAAAAUCUUUGCUCAGAUUCUCGAUUUUGUAUCGAUUGAUAAUACUACGUUAAUGAAUCAACUCCAACUCAAUCAAAUUUGUACGAAUAUAUUACCAAGAAUUUCUGUGAAUGUCACAUAUUUCGUUGUUAAAUCAGUAUUUUUGGAACGAAUUUUAAUGGCUGCUGAUUAUCCAAACCUGACUAAGCUGAAAAUUUUCGAUUUUAAAAAAGAAAUGGUUUCAGCGCAUUUUUCAGAUAGCUCGCCACUUCGGUAUAUCUUUCAAAAUCAAAUUAGAAGCCUAAUUUUAGUAAACAAUGACAAUAUGAGAAAGACAGGUUCAUCAAAAACUUAUACCAAAAACAUCUAUGAACCCAUUUUACAUUUCUUCAAGAAUUUAAGACAACUAAGCAUAUGUAAAACAUCCUACUUAUUGUACUCGGUGUUAUCAAUCUGCUCUUUACCAUCAACUGCUUUCGCGGCUGCUAAUCUGACUUAUUUAUGUAUUAAUGUUCUUAAUUUGGAUGAUUGUCUUUACCUGCUUGACGGUCGACUUAUGCAAUUAGAAGUACUGAUUGUUGAGAUUGCCGCUAUAAAUGAUUCUUCAACAAUCAUUCAUAAUACGGAUGAUUUACCUAAUUUGAAAUGUUUCUCAUUACAAACUUUUCUUCCAACUUGCUCUUACGAUGAUAAAAUCCUUCCACUCCUUCGUCGUAUGUCAUUACUGGAAAAAUUGACAUUAUAUCUUCCUUUACAUCGAAGCACAUUUAUUGAUGGAGCUCAUAUUCAAGAUGAAAUACUUGCUAAUAUGCCAGAACUUCAGUCAUUCACUUUUUAUAUUCGCACUUAUAACAGGACCGGUAAUCUAGCACAUAUAUCAAGCGAAGAUAUUCAAAGAACAUUUACAGAUAAUGGACAACAACACGUAGUUAGCAUCGUCAACAAAAUUGGUCUUACAACAACUACGUGCUGCAUUUUCACUGUUCCAUUUCUGUUUGAUCAGUUAGAAGAUAUUGGAAGUAUAUUUCCAAAUAUAAUAUUCUGUAAUGUUGAAUAUUUGUCGGUAAACGAUGUGAUUCCAUUGAAUCAUGACUUCUUCGUUCGUGUUGGUCGAGCUUUUCCAUUACUAAAGAAUUUUCGUUUUCUAAAUUAUACGCUACAAUCGUUAGCCGAUCUUGAUAUGUUUUCAACUGGCAAUAAUCAACUGUACGAAAUCGCUGAAUAUCCUCGUCUUCAAUCACUUGACUUAUUAUGUGCAAGUGGGUGUUAUGUUGAACAAUUUCUUAAUGAAAGAAAGACAUAUGCACCAUAUCUAUCUAAAUUAACAGUUGUUUUUAACGAUUUAAGAAAUGUAACAGAAGAUUUUAUGAGAGAAGAUACACGGCGUAAUUGUAUCAAUAUCGAGCGACUAAUUAUGUUCAUACCAUUGGUUCAUUCUAAAGGUUUCUAUACUUAUUUUCCUCUCUUGCGUAUCUAA